Molecule: messenger RNA, 1230 nt
Organism: Humulus lupulus (European hop)
Lineage: Eukaryota; Viridiplantae; Streptophyta; Magnoliopsida; Rosales; Cannabaceae
Product: E3 SUMO-protein ligase MMS21
Exons: 6
Coding region: 364-1044 (226 amino acids)
Biological process (GO): double-strand break repair via homologous recombination; protein sumoylation
Cellular component (GO): nucleus; Smc5-Smc6 complex
Molecular function (GO): SUMO ligase activity; zinc ion binding
Source: RefSeq, a predicted model, not a curated record
UAUUUUUCUUUUGAUGUUAAAUUAAUUGGUGAAAAUAACUUUCUCUAUAAUGUUACUAUGCAAAAUUGCCUUCUUUCGAGUAAAUUCAAGGUGUGUUAAAUAAUAGUUAGCAAAUAUUACCCAUGUACCGAAUGUUUAUGAGUUGUAAUUUUCGAACGGGUUUUAAACUGUUCAAAGAGCUCGCAGUGGAUUUGGAGAAAGAAAAUGAGUCUGAAAGGGUAACUUUAUUUUAUGCUUUGAUUAUUUUUCUUUUGAUGUUAAAUUAAUUGGUGAAAAUAACUUUCUCUAUAAUGUUACUAUGCAAAAUUGCCUUCUUUCGAGUAAAUUCAAGGUGUGUUAAAUAAUAGUUAGCAAAUAUUACCCAUGUACCGAAUGUUUAUGAGUUGUAAUUUUCGAACGGGUUUUAAACUGUUCAAAGAGCUCGCAGUGGAUUUGGAGAAAGAAAAUGAGUCUGAAAGGUUAAAAGAGCUGGACAAUGCCCAUGUUGAAUUGUUGAAUGCUUAUGUGGACUGUAUGAAUUUUUCAUCAGCAGUUCAAUCUCUGGGAGAAAACUACCAACCCGGGCCAGAGCUAUCAGAUUUCAAGAAGCUGCUUGCGAGUGAGAUUUCGAACGUCAAAGCUAAUUCAUCAGGAGAUCUACAGAACCUUCAACUUAGACACGAAUUCAAGCAAGCUAUCUGGAAUGUUCAUCACUCAGGGCAACCUAUGCCCGGUGAAGAGCAGGAGGACAUUGUGAUGACUGGUACACAGAACAAUCUUCGUAAUACCACUUGUCCAAUAAGUGGAAAACAUGUUUCUGAAUUAGUGGAUCCAGUGCGAAGUAUGGAAUGCAAGCAUAUUUAUGAAAAGAAUGCAGUCAUGGAUUACAUAAGGAGAAAACAACAAGCUGCUCGGUGCCCCGUUGCAGCUUGUCCUAGGAUAUUGCAUCCAAAGAAGGUGGUGUGUGAUCCAUUAUUACGUAUUGAAAUUGAGGAAAUGCGCACACAGUUUAAGGGAACUGCUACUGAAGUUAUCGAAGAUUUCACCGAGCUUGGCGAAGAAUAGCAUGUCUAGUGAAAAUAAUUACAGCAAAACUAACCUCUUCAGAUCUUGAAUCAAUGUAUAUGGAGCAAAAUUUGUACAUGCUACUAAUGGAUCCUUAUGGCUGCAGGCCUUCAGUAUGCUUAGAUGCACUAGAAAACUCUUUUAGGCCACAUAUUAAAUGAAAACAAGUUACAUUUUUUUUUCUAA